This is a messenger RNA of Camelus dromedarius (Arabian camel), 1573 nucleotides long. RefSeq names its product FLYWCH family member 2 (gene FLYWCH2). Bases 913 to 1347 code for a protein of 144 amino acids. The record is from RefSeq and is a predicted model, not a curated record. NCBI's taxonomy places the organism in Eukaryota, Metazoa, Chordata, Mammalia, Artiodactyla, Camelidae. The transcript has 3 exons.
GCUCUGCCGCAGGAGGCACUGGUGGUGUCUCUUCUGCUGGACCCCAUGUCUCCCCAGGUCCCCAGUACCACCACGUUGCCCUGUAGGGCAAGAUGAGCAGGGCUGGGAAGGACCACAUGGGAGGAGCAGAGAGUGGCUAGUCAAGGCACUGAACCAGGGACAGGAGGGAUAAUGAGACACCAAUCCUAGCCAUGUCUGUGGUCAACUGACUUGUUACCAGGCAGCAUUUACCGGGGUGGGGCACACUCCCUGGAGGUGGAGGCCCUACCUUCGUGUCUAGUGGCGAGGGACUGAGAAAAGAAGCUUGCAGUAGACAAGGCACCCCAACCGACCACUGGCCUUGCAUCUCAGGCUCCACUCAGGGAUGAUGAGGUCUUGGAAAACUUUGGGAUGCUAGGCAUGUACACCUCAAGCCAUAUACAUCUGUUCCAAAGCAACAGAACUGAAAGCCAGUUUGGAGAAACAAGUCCAGGGGGACAAAUAAGAGUCCAUGGGCCUUGCUGCUGCCUAAAUCCUGGACAGGGUGGAUGAGAUGUCUGCUAAGGCAACAGUGUUGUUUCUGGGCUAAACUGUAAACUGAGAAAGAUCCUACCAUCUGCCCACCAUCCAGUCACCCCCAACAGACAAAAUAGCCACUACACUGAUGCCCCAGGGCCCAGGUCUCCAGGCCAGCCCUGCCCCAGUAAUCUAUCCUUUCUGCUUCUCCAGACCAGAAGCCAGGGAGCCCUCAGUGACCACGGAUUCUCUGGACACCCCCACAGCCCUGUCCCCUCUCAGCUGAGGCAGCGCCAGCACCAGCUUGGACACAAGGACGCAGCCCCUGGACUGCCAGAUUCCUUGCAGAGGAGGUGGAGGAGAAAUCCAUCAGCUGGGGCCUAAGCGUGGCCUGAGGGCCAGGCCAUCAGUCCCGGGAUGCCCCUGCCUGAGCCCAGCGAGCAGGAGGGUGAGAGCGUGAAGGCUGGCCAGGAGCCCUCCCCUGAGUCCCCUGAGCCAGGUACAGAUGUCGUCCCCGCAGCCCCCAGGAAGCCCAGGAAGUUCUCCAAACUGGUCCUGCUGACGGCCUCCAAAGACAGUGCCAAAGUGGCCGGGGCCAAGCGCAAAGGAGUGCACUGCAUCAUGUCCCUGGGGGUGCCUGGCCCAGCCACCCUCGCCAAAGCCCUCCUUAAGAUCCAUCCUGAAGCUCAGCGGGCCAUUGAGGCAGCGCCCCAGGAGCCUGAGCAGAAACGCAGCAAGCUGGACGCAGGCAUUGAAGAAGAUGGAAGGUUGGCAGGGCAGCCUGCCCCCAGGCCCUCGGGGGGCGGGGAGGAGUCCCCCGCGGGACCCAUCGUGCCCAGCGAGGCCCCGUAGCCCUGACAACCGGGGGUGCGUCCUUGCUGGGUCAGUGAACUUAGCUGCAACUUCUUCACGUUCCAGUGGGCUUCUGCUUGGGGCCUAGCCGCUGAUUUUCACUUUAAACAUUGUAAUUUUUCUCAGAUCAUGCAUUAUUUACUUUUGUAAACAGAAAAAAAAAUUAAAAAGAGAAUAAAAGAAGCUGUACAUUAGAUCCCAUCAUGGAUGGGUUUUUUAAAGUCCA